Molecule: messenger RNA, 3515 nt
Organism: Apis cerana (Asiatic honeybee)
Lineage: Eukaryota; Metazoa; Arthropoda; Insecta; Hymenoptera; Apidae
Product: 5'-3' exonuclease PLD3
Molecular function (GO): catalytic activity
Source: RefSeq, a predicted model, not a curated record
AUAUUACAUUUUAUCUUUGUUCAAUUUGACUUAUUGACUUCUCUACAGAUUGUGCUUGUAAAUAUAUAAUUUAAGCAUAAACUUAUAAAGAAAACAAUAACUUGACUUAUCUCAAUUCUCUAGUUAAUUUUCAUAUAAUUUGAUAUUAACUGGUUCUUAGAUAUAGUAUAAAUAAGAUUUUUAUUAUUACAUUGUAGUGUAGUGAUGAACAUUUAUUAAUUUGAUUCAUUAAUUCGUAAAAAAUUCAUACAAAUAUCGUAGAAAUUGGUUCAAGAUCGUAAUAAAGGCAAAAAAAAUUGGUAACCAUGCAUUUAUUUUUAUAAAAAAUAAAAUAAGUAAUAGAAAAUUUAAUGUUAAAAAUUUAAUGCUUGAUAUAAAUUCUGUUCAAUUUUUCUUUUUUGGUAAAUUUUGUUUGAACAAUUAUUUGCAAAAGAUCUUAAUAUCAAUUUUGCAAAAUUUUGGAUGUGUAUAGAAGAAAAGAACGUGAGUAACAUGUUCUUUGUUUAAGGCAUAAAACAAUUGCAAUUUAAAAGUUAUAAAAAAAUAUUGUAUAAGUUAUUACAUUAUUCGAAUAUAAAUACUUAAAAAUGAAAUUAUAAAUAUUUGUAUUCGUAAUUGUGAUAAUUACGAUAAUUAUAGUAAACUGAUUAAAUUAGAUUAGAUUGUUUAGAUAUUCUAGAUGGAUGGAUUUUUCUCCCUUCAUUCACUUAUGUAAAUAAAAAAUUACAAACUUUGAUUAAAAUAAUAUAUAUAUAUAUGUAUUUAUUUAUUUAUUGCAUAUAAUUUAAUUAUAUUUCCGAAAAAUUAUAAUCUAAUCUAACCUAACCGUACUUCGCAUAUGCAAUGCAUAUACAAUUUUUAAACACUUAUAUUCGAAUAAUAAAUAUAAUAUAAAAAAUAUAAGUAUAGUUUUUUUUUAAAUAACUUUUAAACUAUGAUUUUCCUAUGCUUCGGAUAAAGUAUAUCUAUUAUUUAUAAUACUUAUUUCUAUAAUAUAUAUAAAAUAUAAAAUUUAACAAAAUUUUUAUAAUUAUCUAUAUUUGUUACUUAAUUAUUUUUUCACAUAUAUUAUUAUUCAAUAAAUCGAUAACAAAAUUUAUAAUAUACUUAUAUAUUAUAUUAUAUAUAAUAUAUUAUAUAGUUCUUUAUUUAGUCCUUUAAGUAUUUGCAGUUCUAUCUACAACUCGAAAAAAAAAUGCUUAUUUACUACAAGAUAUUGAGAAUUGGAAUUAAUGCAGUAAAUAUAAUUUAAAUAUAAUAUAAAUAUAAUAAAUAUAAAUAAAAUCGUUAUUCAUUUCAAAUAUAAUAUGCAUCAAUAGCAAUAUUGAUAUCAGUGAAACUAGUUUUUCAGGAAUUAUGUAGAUGCAUCGCAAUGUCUUUUUUUACUUGGAAAGGAAGUAACCGUUCCGAAAAUAUUGAACAUGCUGGACACAACUUACAAGAUGGUCUUUUUCAAAUCGCAUCUCAAACUUGUCAUAUUUUAGUACAAGUAAACAACACGCAUAAUAUUUCAUACGGUGGAAACAAUAAUAUAAGGAAUAUUGCAUAUUCCAAAUGUUUAAACAGUGAUGAAGAUUCAACACGACUGGCAGCUUCUUCCACAACUAAAGGAACUACUACAGUCAAAUCUUAUUCAAAAUAUAUGAAAGAUCAAGACAAAGAUCAGGAUAUUGUCGUUUUAUUACCACAUCGUAAAAACAGAACACCUCUUAUUAAACAUAAAUUAUCUACAGUUUCGGAAAAUGCUAGAUUGGAAUUGAAUUCAUCAAAAUACAGCGGCAAUGAAAAUAAUGGUAAUUCUGCUGGUAGUAGUACGAACGGUAAUAAUAUCAUACCUGAUGAUGACUUCGAAUUAUGGGAUCAUUCUGGUUUUAUGUUGAGAAACGAUGUAGAGGAUCCAAUAAUGAAUGGAAAAUGGGGAGGUGCUCAAGGAUGGUGUAAGCCAAGUUGCAUUCCAAUCACAGUUAUAUUAAUUUUAAUUGUGCUAGUUGUUUUAUUACCAUUAUUAGAUCAUGCAGCAGAUAAAUAUGCAUUAAAUGAUACGGAUUUAGAUUUCGAUUUUAGUUGUAUGGAAGGCUGUAAUUUAUCUUUUGUGGAAACUUUACCAGUAGGCAUGAAUUACAUAAAUAGCACUGUUUUUCUUGAUAAUACUUAUAAUUCGUGGAUCAAACUUAUUUCAUUAGCACGACAAAAAAUAGAAAUAGCAUCGUUUUAUUGGACUAUGAAAAGAGAAGAUGUAUAUUCAGACGAUACUGCAAAACAAGGUGAAGAAAUUUUUCGUUUGCUUCUUCAAGCGGGAAGAGAUCGAAAUAUUUUGUUGAAAAUAACGCAAAAUAUGCCAUCACAAAUUAGUCCGAACAUUAAUACAGAGAUUUUGAUGAAAAAAGCACAUGCUAAGGUUAAAAGUUUAAACUUCGCGGGAUUAUUCGGAGGAGGAGUACUUCACUCAAAAUUAUGGCUUAUUGACAGAACACAUCUAUAUGUAGGUUCCGCGAAUAUGGACUGGCGUUCACUUUCGCAAGUAAAAGAGCUUGGUUUAACCGUUUUAAAUUGCAGUUGCCUGGCAAACGAUUAUGCUAAGAUUUUCGAUAUUUAUUGGGCAAUAGGUGAAAAUGGUAAAAUACCAUCUGUUUGGCCAGACACUUUCAAUACAAAAAUUAACUUAAAGAAUCCAAUAAACUUUACUUAUAUGAACAAUAAGUAUAAAGUAUUUGUCGCUAGUUCACCUCCAUCAUUUUCGCCCAAAGAUAGAACCAAUGAUGUGGAUGCUAUUCUUUAUUGUAUCGAAAGAGCAGAGAAAUUUAUUUAUAUUUCUGUAAUGGAUUAUUUUCCAUUAACUGUAUAUACACCUAAAAUAAAAUAUUGGCCGAUAAUAGACGAUGCAUUGAGAACUGCAGCCAUAGAACGUAAAAUACAUAUACGAUUGUUAAUAUCAUCAUGGAAACAUUCAAGUAAAUUAGAAUUUCCUUUUUUGAAAUCUCUCGUGGAAUUAACAGAUAGUUAUACAGGUGUGAAAAUCGAAGUGAAAAGAUUUGUAGUUCCUACUAAUCCUAAUUUUGAUAAAAUACCAUUUUCAAGAGUAAAUCAUAAUAAGUAUAUGGUGACUGAUGCAACUGCAUAUAUAGGUACAAGCAACUGGUCUGGCGAUUAUUUCAUAAACACUGCAGGUAUUGGUACAGUAUUUGAGACAAUCGGCGAUCAAACUUUGGAUAAUCUUAGACAACAAUUGGAAAAUAUUUUUCAUCGUGAUUGGAAUUCCGAAUAUUCUUACUCUCUAAACAGAAGUUUGCCAUUCGUAGAACGACAGAUAAAUACUAUUGAAGAUAACUAUUAUCUAUCAUCAGCACGUUACAUAUUAGCGUGAUAGCGUCAAUGAUUUCAUUAACAAUUAUAUGUGCCUAACGAAAAAAAAUGAAAAUCAUUUUUUGAUGCUUAAUAUUUAUAAUUAGAGGUGAAUCUGUUAAAUUUUUAACUUUCCAUUUUUGAUAAAUAUUAAACUUUCUUUUUUUCUUCUC